This is a messenger RNA of Postia placenta MAD-698-R-SB12, 1881 nucleotides long. RefSeq lists its product as hypothetical. The transcript has 9 exons. The record is from RefSeq and is a predicted model, not a curated record. Bases 1 to 1881 code for a protein of 626 amino acids. Lineage: Eukaryota; Fungi; Basidiomycota; Agaricomycetes; Polyporales; Adustoporiaceae.
AUGGUUCACAGCUUGGAAUUGAGACGAUCUGAUAGACUCAAAGACUUGGAUCCAGUUGAUUACGACGAGGGCAGCGUCAGUGGCUCCCAGCCCGAGUCCGAACCCAAGCCUGCGUAUGGGAAACGGAAAAGGGAAAUAUCAGACGACGGAAGCGAUUAUAGGCCGUCUAGGGAAGGCACGCCGGUCAAUGACACUCCGAAGACUCCAAAACGGAGAGUGAGUCGCAAGUCCGACAUUACAAACGGUGCACGACGGCGAGCGGUCAAGGCGUCCCGGAACGGAGGUGCCUGUAUUAUAUCAGGCUUAAAGGACAAGUCAGUGCAACAGUGCCAUGUUUUGCCACGCGCCACAGACGCGCGUAUCCUCACUUCUCUGGAGUGGUGGUGGGGCAUCAAAAAAGAAGGCCUCAAUGUAGAUUCUAGCCGCAAUAUGGCUUUCCGUGCGUCUUCGUUCUCGGAGGCAUGUCGAUACGCGAGGGCUUACUUGCAUACAGUUCGUGGCGACCUCCAUAUAUUGUGGGAUCGAGGAGACAUUCUUAUUGCUCCGAUGCCCGAUGUGGUGGACGCAUAUGUGGAGAAAUACAAGGAUGGUGAAAGACACGACAUUUUGGAGGUCAUUGGCAAGAAGAAGAUCCACCGAUACUGUGUGAUUCCCCACCCUAGCCUGUCAGGUGGUGCACGCUCUAGGGCAAAGCGUGCAAUCCGCCAAGGGUUCACCAACGGGUUCCACAAGCUCCAAUUUGUGCCGUCCCACGCGCAUCCACACUUCAUGAUCGUGAAUGCCGCCAUGAAGAUGAUGGAGAACAAAGAGCUGUGGGUGAAGUGUCUGCAGGAGUUCUACGAAAGAAUUCACCUCAAAGUCGACGCAUCCCGCGUUGUGGAGAACUUCUUGAGAUUGAACGCGCUUCCUAUGAACAUGCCGACAGGCGUACAAAGGACGCCUGAACGGUCCAAGGACCGCAAACCGGAGGCCCGCAAGUCCAACGGUGAAGCGCACGUUAACACCCUCAAGUCGCAAGUCGCCCAAUUGGCUCCUACUGGACCACGGUGCUUGUUGACCCAUCAAGACGACAAGUCGAUUCAGGGAUGUCACGUCAUUCCGCGAAGAACCGACGAUGAUUUGCGUAAGCAGCUGGCAGCAUGGUGGGGGCUUGAAGAUUUUGACAUAGACACACCUUUCAACCUCUUCUUGCUAAGGGCCGAUCUCCACUCCUUGUGGGACAAAGGGCUUAUUAUCUUCGUGCCUGAGCCUCAAAUCGUCGACGAGUAUCCCGCAGAAUCUAUUGUUCCCAUCAAUGUAGGCGUGCCGCUGCACGAACCAUUUAGAGUGUGCCAAGGCCCUCUUUACAAAUAUUGCGUCAUCGGCCAUCGCGACCUUCCCCGCUCAGAAGCAGAAAGUGAUUUUCCGAGGGCCCUCGACACCGUGAGUUGGGUGUUUUCCCGCGUUCCUCCUCAUUUCGUCACAUACAAUGUGGGUCUGGCGCUAUCGAAGGCUGGCGGGCCAGGUGCCUUCGAAGCAGCUCUAGACGCCUUCUACAAGGAGCACAACAUCGAAUAUGAAGCAAUCAACAUACUCACUGGUAUCAAAGACAUCUGCGACCAAUGGUUACAAGGCAUGCCGGACGACGGCAGCACGGAUUCCGAUACCGAAGCAGUCUUCAGCAUGGAUUCCACCACCGAAGAAGUCUUUAGCAUGGACUCUACCACCGAAGAAGCCUUCAGCAUGGAUUCUGCCACCGAAGCAGCCUUUUUCAUGGAUUCAGAUACCGAAGAAGUCUUCAGCAUGGGCCCCGCUGCCGAAGAAGCCUAUCGGACGGAUUCCGCUACCAAAGUAGCCUUCAGCUGGGAUCCCGCUGCCGAAGAAGCUUUUUGGUUGGACUAG